UAGUUUCUUUUUUUACUAUUAAAUAGUAAUAUAUUUGUCCACAUAAAAAUACCGAGCUACCCGGACUUUUAUUUUGGCAGGUCGUCGGAAGAUGCUUAUUUUUUAGUGCGUUAGCUUCACUCAGUAAAAUGUUCUGAAAUAAACUCUCAGAGCAACUCUGGAGAUGAAGUUCAUGUGUUCAUGUCCUCGUUAAGUGCAGUUCAUUCACUCAGACACGCAGAACAGCCAGAUGGCAUGUGUAAAUAACAUGAUUCGGCAUCCACUAACGUUAGUCCGAAUCUAGUUUUAUAGACUCAAUGCAGCCGGAAAACAAGUUUCACUCGCAAAAUAGACUAAAACCAAGUAAAAUAGCAGUUCACCAUUUCAAUAAGCUAUCAGUUAUUUAUCAGCAUGAGAAAUACGUGUGAGCGUGUGAACAGACUAAAAUGCGUGUGUCUCACAGUGAAUGCGUGAGACUUGAGAGCCCUGUAACAUGAAUAGAGUUUAGCCAUCUGUGUGUCAGUAAUAACGGUCCGUGGGGAAACGCAGUGCUCCGUGUGUAGCCUACUAGAUGGAUUAAACGAGGCUUCGAGGCAACAAAAAUUGCCUCGAUGAUUUUUUGUAUUCGAAUAACUCGAGUUACUCGAGGAAUCGUUUCAGCCCUACUCUCAACGCAGAACCAUAAAUGUUCACGACGGCGUCGUCUACGUACGUAGGCUACUCCGUAUGUUACGGCGUAGGUCCUACGCAGAACCAUAAACUGACCUUAAGACGUGACGAUUACCUCCUACAGACGAACCUGACAGCUGCGUGCGUGUCCAGGAUUGUAUACAUGCGUGGCAAAGAGGACAAGAGCAAAAUAAGGGGUGGCAAUACCUAAACAUAUUUUCGCAGUUGCGUUGUCGGGAUUAGGAAUAUUAUAGAUGGCUAAUUAUUGAUCCCUGUAGUCUGGUUCAGAUCAUUUUUCUGAUCGGCAAAAAGGGGAAAAUCUUUUCAUUUAACUUUUGCCAGAGGGUUUAGGUGAUGAUUAUGAUGACGACUUCUUUCUUUAAACAAUAGUAAAGGAAUAAAUGGUGUUCAUAUAAAGUAUUUAAGGAAAAGGGGAAUUCUAUCCUUGAGGACUUGUACUUGUUGUUUCAAAGCAGUUUUACAAAGGUCACAAAAUAGUGCCUUAAAAACUCAUAGUCAUAGACUAUGUGAAAUGAUACAUUAUAAUCCUUCUCUCAGAUCUGUUUCCCAGCACAAUCCAAAUUUGUGCUAAUGUAGUCUUCUUCACUUUCUAGCAUGCACAAAGACAGUUCAACCCGGUCUCAUCAAUCUACGUAUAAAUAACACGAGUUUACGCUUUCCAACUGCGUGUAAUACUGUGUUUUCCUGAUGAAUAAAGCCAUUUUCAGAAUAGUAAUCGACUGGUGUCAAAGCCACAAACCAAACUUCUGUUGAAGAUUUUAUAGCCAAAAUAAUCCGUUAUAUGUAUAAACUUGUUCUACAAUUAUGUAUUUGAAUUAUCCUAUGCGAUGUAGUUUUCUAUGCCUGCAUGUAUGGAGGAUGGGAGAGGGUCUGCAGCUCACAUGAUUAUAAUCAGAUGUUGAAAAUCGAACAAGAUGCUAUAGAAUAGGCCUCCUGUUCCGACAUGUGCUUGUGACCAAAUUGGGCUAUAAGAGAAUAGACCCUUUCUUCCUACUUCCUAUGGUAAUUAAUAAUAGUGGCAUGUGCCUGAGAAGCCGAGUAUUUAAACUGGGCUGGAAGAAGAGAUGUUAGUUGUUCUGCAGGCAACUCGGCUUUAUGUCUUUGAUUGUAUCUUUGAUAUUAAAGUCUUCCUUUGGCAACGGAACUCACAGUUUUGAGAGUGAUUCUUAACAGCGAAAAAGAACCACAACACCUCCCACUCCGAUAUGAAAACAAAGGAGCGCGUGAACAAGACGCUCUAAUCUUUAAAUACGGAGGUAGCGAAAACAGCAACACAACUGAUUAAAACAAACACCGCAUUUGGAGCUCGAGAGAGGUCUUACAGACAGUUAAGUUAAAUAUGACAUGUCACAUGUAUGGGUACACCUUAGACGAAUUUCAAACAGCGUUUUUGUUCCUUUAAAGGGCACUUCACGAAUGGAAAAGUAGUUCCAGAUAGAGACAUUGUUUUUCAUUGCUCAAUUGGGCAAGUGUAUUUUAAACGGCCACAUUAAUAGCCCUUUUCCACCAAGGCAGUUUUGGUGCUGGUUCGGAGCCAGAGCCUAGUUCCAAAUCAGUUCUUUGUCUUUCAACAUGCAAAGCACCAGCUCUGAACCAGAAAAAGUGGUUCUUAUCAAGCACAGUAACGUUGCUGUGCUAGACCAGUGGAACCAGCUCCGAACCAGCACCUGGUUCAUUUUGGUGGAAAAGGGGUAUAUGACAAACAAUCGUGCUGCCCUCCAGAGUUCACAUGGCUUGUAACGUAAAUCAGCCAAUUAUUAUUGAGGACUGGAGGUGUCUGUUUUAUUUAUUUUAAAUAUUUACAUUCCAAUUAUUACUUACAUUCCAAUAUCAAUGUCCAAAUAUUAUAUUAAAAGGUAUUUGUUCUGUAAAAGAGUGUACUUGCAAUAUUAUAUCAUUACUUAAUCAGUGGCAUACAAUAUUUAUAAAAUGAUAAUGAUAUGGACUAUCGCAAUUAUUUCUGAUGCAAUUAAACGGCAAACAAACAGUUGCUAUCGUGACAGGCCUUACCUGUCAGUACAAUUGCUUGGAACCUGAUGUUCCGAAUAUGGUAUAUGGAUACAUUUCUGUCACACACUUGCAGUAUUCGACCAAUCACUACGCACUGGUGAACUGGCCAAUCAUAGCACACCUCUCUAUUCAGAGCCACGAGCUUUGUAAAAAAUCUGAGCGUUACAGAGAGGCGGGGCACAGAGGAGACACAAACAUGCACGGUAUGUGGAAAAUACAGUGUUUUUAAACCUUAAAUCGUGUUUACACAUUGCAUUACAUCUAAAACAACCGAUAAUAUUUGUUUCAGCUGGGUCAUAUGACCCCUUUAAAAUAAAACUGUAACCUCUGGCAUAUAUAAUGUGUAUUUGCAUGUUUUAAUCAUCGAUUAUUGGUUUUUAUUGAUUUUGGCAGAUCUGUUCCUACAAACUAUUCUGCAAUUGAAGGGGCUUCUUCAUCCAAAAGUAGGACCAACACAAAGUGUAAAAGCAAAUUCUGUGUGUACGUGUUGUGAAAAAUGGAGGUUGUUAAAGAGGAGAUUGAAGACAUAAAGGUUUCAGACCCAUGCAGAGUGAAAAAUGAAGAUACUGCGGAACAAACAGAUCUGUUGGAACUGAAAGAUGAAAGUGAUGACCUGAAUGGACUGGAGGAGACACAUCAGUAUCAGAAAACUCAUCAUUUCAAAACGGAAGAAAUAUCUUCUGGUUGCUCGGAGAUGAAAAAUACUUCUUCAAAAACAAGUCAAAGAAAAUCUUUCACUUGCCCUCAUUGUGAAGAAGGCUUUGCUUUGAAAACAGACUUUGAGCUGCACAUAAGCGGCCACUCUGGAGAAAAGAUGUUCACCUGCCCUCAGUGCGGAGAACAUUUCUCGUACAACAAACAAUUUCGAAACCACAUAAGAACUCACACUAAAGAGCGUCUACACCCAUGUCUUCAGUGUGGAAAGAGUUUUAGACGGAGUAGUGUGCUUAGUAACCACAUGAAAAUUCACACUGGAGAGCACCCGUACACGUGUCUUCAGUGUGGAAAGAGUUUUAGAGAAAGUGGUGCACUUAAUAAACACAAGAGAAUUCACACUGGAGAGUGCCCGUACACGUGUGUUCAGUGUGGCCAGAGUUUUAGACAAAAAGGUUCACUUAAUUCCCACAUGAAAAUUCACUCUGGAGAGCGCCCGUACCCGUGUGUUCAGUGUGGAAAAAGUUUUAGACAAAAAGGUGCGCUUAAUGCCCACAUGAGAAUUCACACUGGAGAGCGCCCAUACCCGUGUGUUCAGUGUGGAAAGAGUUUUAGACAGAGGGGUGCGCUUAAUGCCCACAUGAGAAUUCACACUGGAGAGCGCCCGUACCCGUGUGUUCAGUGUGGAAAGAGUUUUAGAAAAAGUGAUGCGCUUAAUGACCACAUGAGAAUUCACACUGGACAGCGCCCGUACCUGUGUCCUCAGUGUGGAAAGUGUUUUAGAAAAAGUGAUGCGCUUAAUGACCACAUGAGAAUUCACACCGGAGAGCGUCCGUACCCGUGUCCUCAGUGUGGAAAGAGUUUUAGACUGAGUGGUGCACUUAAUAUACACAUGAGAAUUCACACUGGAGAGCGUCCAUACCCGUGUGUUCAGUGUGGAAAGUGUUUUAGAAAAAGUGAUGUGCUCAAUGACCACAUGAGAAUUCACACUGGAGAGGGUCCAUACCCGUGUCCUCAGUGUGGAAAGUGUUUUAGAAAAAGUGAUGCGCUUAAUGAACACAUGAAAAUUCACACUGGAGAGGGUCCAUGCAUGUGUGUUCAGUGUGGAAAGAGUUUUAAAGAGAGUUGUACGCUUAAUAACCACAUGAGAAUUCACACUGGAGAGCGCCCAUACACGUGUGUUCAAUGUGGAAAGAGUUUUGGACAGAGUGGUGCACUUAAUGUUCACAUGAAAAUUCACACUGGAGAGCGCCCAUACGUGUGUGUUCAGUGUGGGAAAAGUUUUACAAGGAAUGAUAAGCUUAAUAACCACAUGAGAACUCAUUCUGGAGAGCGCCCGUACUCGUGUCCUCAGUGUGGGAAAAGUUUUACAAGGAAUGAUGCACUUAACAUCCACAUGAAAAAUCACUCUGGAGAGCGCACAUAUGCAUGUGCUCAAUGUGGAAAGAGUUUUACACGGGCAACAAGUCUAAAGGCCCACAUGAGAACUCACUCUAGAGAGACUCCAAACACAACUUCGGUGUAGGAUAGUCGGUUGGUCUAAUUAUAGGAUUUUGGGAGACGUGUGUCAUGUUCUUAAAUGAUCUGCCUGGAAACAACACGGGUGAACAUAGACUCAUUCAUGAGUGCACACCGGUCUUGUACUGUGAGGACAUUCCUAAAUAUGACACGCCACAAAACGAAAAGUGAGCAGUUGCUUUACCCGUCAGUCAUUUGGCCUCUUGGGCGGUUCUUGGCCAUUCAAAUUUAUAUGCCAACGAAGUAGAAAACGGAAAAGUUAUCAAAGUUUCAUGUACACACCUAGUUUUCUUCAUUGAAUUAUACUUUUGUGCUGCUACAUGGUUGUUUUAAUGCUAAAUUUUUGCUUCAUCAUAUGGCAUUUUGUAUUCUCUGUCGUCUUGUAAGGAUCAAUAAAAAACAUGUACAUAUACCUUGUUUUAAGUCAAUUUUGCUUUUUAAUGCCUUUUGUAGGCGUGUAUGUUUGGUUAAAGUUUGGUUUAUGUAAAUAAUAUGUAUCCGCUGGUCGUAGUGGUGCAGUAAAUCAACUUUAAGGCUGGAGAAAC
This is a messenger RNA of Triplophysa rosa, 5396 nucleotides long. RefSeq names its product gastrula zinc finger protein XlCGF26.1-like. The record is from RefSeq and is a predicted model, not a curated record. The transcript is spliced from 2 exons. The coding region runs from base 3176 to 4858 and encodes 560 amino acids. Lineage: Eukaryota; Metazoa; Chordata; Actinopteri; Cypriniformes; Nemacheilidae.